Molecule: messenger RNA, 1929 nt
Organism: Musa acuminata AAA Group (dessert banana)
Lineage: Eukaryota; Viridiplantae; Streptophyta; Magnoliopsida; Zingiberales; Musaceae
Product: gallate 1-beta-glucosyltransferase-like
Exons: 1
Coding region: 75-1505 (476 amino acids)
Molecular function (GO): quercetin 3-O-glucosyltransferase activity; quercetin 7-O-glucosyltransferase activity
Source: RefSeq, a predicted model, not a curated record
GACCCACCUCCUCGUGGUGCUGUUGCUUAAUUAAGAGCAUACCCUUCCCAAGCAUAGUGAGAGCUGUCAUCGCCAUGGAAGGAGACAGCGGCAGCAAAUGCAACAUGCCUCACCUCCUCAUGGUCUCCUUCGCUGCCCAAGGCCACCUCAAUCCACUGCUCCGCCUCGCCAAGCGCAUCGCCGCCAACGGCCUCCUCGUCACCCUCUGCUCCACCGACGACAUCCGCCACCGGAUCUCCUCCUUCACCGCCAACGCCGCCCUUGGCGACCCCACGCCCGUCGGCCGUGGCUUCAUCCGCUUCGAGUUCUUCUCCGACAGCCUGGCCGUCGACGACCCCCGCCGCGGCGACCUCGAUUUCCUCAUGCCCCUCCUCCGAGCGACCGGCCCGCCGGCCCUCGCUGACCUCAUCCGCCGCCAUGUGGACGCCGGUCGCCCGGUGUCCUGCGUCGUGAACAACCCCUUCUUGCCAUGGGUGCUCGACGUGGCCGCCGACUUGGGCAUCCCCAGCGGCGUCCUCUGGGUUCAGUCCUGCGCCGUCUUCACCACCUACUACUGCUACUACCACUCCCUGGUCAAGUUCCCCACCGAGGACAACCCCAACGUCACGGUGAAUCUGCCGGGCUUACCUCCCCUGAAGGCGCAGGAGCUCCCUAGCUUCCUCCUCCCGUCCUCCCCAUACAAGGUGCUGGCGAAGGUGAUCCUGGAGCAGUUCGCCAACAUCUCAAAGGCGUCGUGGGUGUUAGCCAACUCCUUCGAGGAGCUCGAGCACGAGGCCAUCGACGCCAUCUCCCACCGGCUACCCCUCAUACCCGUGGGGCCUCUCGUGGAGCCGGACCACAAGUCGCAGUCCUCCAACAUCCGAAGCGACAUCUUCAAGGCAGGCGACUGCAUGGAGUGGCUGGAGACGCAGGCGCCGCUCUCCGUCGUGUACGUGUCGGUGGGUAGCGUGGUCGUGCUGAGCAAGGAGGAGAUGGAGGAGCUGGCCUGGGGGCUCAAGGACUGCGGCCGGCCCUUCCUAUGGGUGGUGCGCAGCGACGCGCAGGCGCUGCUCCCGGAGGGCUUCAUCGAGGCGACCGCCGAACCGGGGCUGGUGGUGGCGUGGAGCCCGCAGGAUCGCGUGCUCGCCCACCCCGCCAUCGCAUGCUUCGUGACACACUGCGGCUGGAACUCCACGCUCGAGGCGCUGACGGCCGGCGUGCCGGUGGUGACGUACCCACAGUGGGGGGACCAGGUGCCGGGCUCGAAGUUCCUGGUGGAGGUGUUCGGCGUCGGGGUGCGGCUGCGUGCUCCGGCGGCGCGGGAGGAGGUGGAGCGUUGCGUGGACGCGGUGACGCGGGGUGAGGGGGCGGAGGCGAUCAGGGGGAGGGCGGCGGAGUGGAGGGAGGCGGCGACCAAGGCGGUGGCGGAGGGCGGCUCGUCGGAUCGCCACAUCCAAGCCUUUGUGGACGAGAUCCGGAAGAGAGCCCCCGGUGGCGGCCAUGUCGACAGCUAUGGCACGAUUUGAGCUUUCACUGGGUAGCGAACGACAAAUGGGAAACAAAACACGUGGAUACCACACCACACAAAAGCCGAUGUGCACGACACGACCCGUGCGUGCUGUCUGGUUUUUUUACCUUCAUCAAAACUAGUGAUCGUGGUCGAAAUCGGAAGGGUUAGGCCAAGAGGAGGUGACCAUAGAGAACUAAGCAGAUGGCGUGACGUUACCUCUGACCAUGUCACCCCUAAGAUUUUCUCAUGGGUGAUUCAGUCGGCCGGCACAGCCUUUUGUCCCGUUCGCAAGCCUAAUCGAUUGGGUCGAAGGAUGAUUUGGUGUGCUAUAUAGAUAGUAUUAUUUAUAUGCUAUUAUUAAAUAAAUAUAAGUAUUAUAUUUAUAUAAAUAAUCCAAUAAAAAUAUGUUAUCUAGAAAUAAGACUUCAAAUGCUUUUCAA